Molecule: messenger RNA, 2396 nt
Organism: Xyrauchen texanus (razorback sucker)
Lineage: Eukaryota; Metazoa; Chordata; Actinopteri; Cypriniformes; Catostomidae
Product: G protein-coupled receptor 137Ba
Exons: 7
Coding region: 256-1413 (385 amino acids)
Biological process (GO): negative regulation of osteoclast differentiation; regulation of autophagy; negative regulation of bone resorption
Cellular component (GO): lysosomal membrane
Source: RefSeq, a predicted model, not a curated record
GCCAGCUGAAUGCGGUCCCUGUGCCCCUGCGCAGAGACAGACACACCACAGCAGGAAAAGGAGCUUGCUUUCUUUCCACCUUUCUCCCUCCUUUUCUUUCCUUAAAUCCCCCCACCACCCAAUCCUUCCCUUCCAGACCUCCGUCCGUGCAAUCUGCCGUGCCACCAGCUACAGUGAGACUUUGCCACAAAAGGGAGGAUCUGCACACAGCAGGCAGAAGAGGAGAGGCCCCCUUCUGGAAUUCCUUCUAGACUCAUGGAUGCAACUGUACGAGAAAAGACCCUGGUUGGGAAUGAUUCUCUUCCGCCACCACCUACUCUCAGCCCUGCUGUGCCACCUUACGUGAUGCUGGGUCUAACGGUGGCAUACACUAUCUUCUACAUGCUGCUCUUUGCGUUUGUGUAUGUGCAGCUGUGGCUGGUACUGCGCUACAGACACAAGCGCUUCAGUUAUCAGACUGUGUUUCUGUUCCUCUGUCUGAUGUGGGCAGCUCUGCGCACUCUGCUCUUCUCAUUUUAUUUCAGAGACUGUGUGACAGCAAACACGCUUGGACCGUUUUCUUUCUGGCUGCUCUACUGUUUUCCAGUUUGUCUACAGUUCUUCACUCUGAGUCUGAUGAAUCUUUACUUCGCUCAGGUCAUUUUCAAGGCAAAGUCUAAACAUUCACCAGAACUUCAAAAGUACAGGCUCCCUCUGUACCUGCUCUUCCUGUCCAUCAGUGUGCUCUUCCUGCUGGUGAACUUGACCUGUGCGCUGCUGGUUAAGAUGACAAAGACAAACACGGAGACUGUAGUGCUGGUGCGAGUGGCUAUCAAUGACACACUGUUUGUCCUCGGUGCCAUCUCGCUCUCUUUGUGCCUCUAUAGCAUUGCCAAGAUGUCUUUAGCCAACAUAUACCUGGAGUCAAAGGGAACAUCGGUGUGUCAGGUGACUAUGAUUGGAGUGACAGUGAUCCUGCUGUACACUUCUCGUGCUUGCUACAAUCUAGUCGUGCUCGCAAUGGCAAACAUCAAGAGCAUCAACUCAUUUGACUACGACUGGUACAAUGUAUCAGACCAAGCCGAUUUGAAGUCGACUUUAGGGGAUGCUGGAUACGUGGUGUUUGGGGUGGUCCUGUUUGUUUGGGAGCUGCUGCCCACGUCCCUGGUGGUCUUCUUCUUCAGAGUCCGUAAGCCAGCUCAGGACAGGAGCGCAUCAGUAAUUCCAGGACACGUGUUCUCAUCUCGAGCGUAUUUCUUUGAUAACCCGCGGCGGUACGACAGCGAUGAUGACCUCGCAUGGAGUAUCAUACCACAGAACAUUCAAGCCAGUCUUGUGACAGACAGCUAUGACUGGAGCUGUCGGAACAGUUUUGCUGCUGAUGUUGGAGGUGAAGAGUCCCAUCUUGCACCAGAGGAGUUAAAUCCGUACUAAAACAAUCCCAAUGAGGAGUCAUCUGUAUGCAUUUUGCACAUUCCCCAUCUAUGACCACACUGUGCCGGCAGUCAUGGGAAAUAUUAUAUGUGAUGGACUUCUAUACAAUAUCUGGUAUCUUCAUUCGGAAACUUUAGGGCCAGUAGUGCAUUUUCUAGAUCUACAAAUCUAAUAUGAUUCUGAAUCAUUCUGGUACAGACUGUUUUACCGUGUUUACACUGGCAAUAAUAUAUGGAGGAAUAGUUUUCUCUUAUUUUCUGGUAGAAAUCAUUAAAAUCCUUAAAACAAGAAAAGGUAAAGUUAUUUGAGAAGCAAAAUGGCAUACGAUAUUUCGCCUCACUUUCAGAGAAAUUGAACAAAAUUUGGUGGGGUUUAUGCUUAAAAGAAGACAAAACUAUUUGCCAAAGGGGUGAGAAAAAUAAACUGCUUUCCUUUUACAUUUACACAUUUACACUUAUGCAUUUGGCAGACGCUUUUAUCCAAAGUGACUUAUUACGGGACAAUCCCUCCCCGGAGCAACCUGGAGUUAAGUGCCUUACUCAAGGACACAAUGGUGGUGGCUGUGGGGAUCGAACCAGCAACCUUCUGAUUACCAGUUAUGUGCUUUAGACCACUAUGUCGGUUUCUUAAAACAGGGCAAAAUAUCUAAUGCCAUUCUGCUUCUCAGAUAAAGAAAAUAAUAUUGCAUCGUAAAAUCCAAAAAAGCAUUUUAAUUUCAGUUCUAUUCAGCUUUACAGAACUUUAUAGGUGAUCAGAUGAAGGGGAAACAAAUAUGCCACUGUCCCAUAGAUUAUUUCUGUUUUUGGAGAAACAGAAGUGCAAUAUAAUGCAUGAACUGAACGCUCAUUUUAUGACAAUUUAAAAUGUAUUUAUUUUGAAAUGUUGAGGAGGAGGAUUGGGUUGUUGUCCAUUCUUUUUUAUAAAUAUAUUUUUCAUGUUUAAUUGUACAGUUUGUAUCUUUGUUAGUCUUUACAUUAAUAAAA